Messenger RNA from Symbiodinium sp. CCMP2592, 570 nucleotides. The record is from the annotation of a GenBank genome assembly. Lineage: Eukaryota; Dinophyceae; Suessiales; Symbiodiniaceae.
AUGCGGCAGUGUGGCGAAGUCCUUCGCUGCGACAUUUUGGCGGAGCCGGGCACUGCGUUGGGUUCCAAGGGCUGCGGUAUCGUGGAGUACGCAUCCCCGGCAUCGGCACAGAGGGCCAUCCGAGACCUGUCCGAUUCGGAGCUCAAGGGCCGGCUGAUCUUCGUGCGAGAGGACCGUGAGGACGACGGCCCAUACCGAGGACGGCGGCCUAUGCAGGAUGCUGCAAUAGCGCCCAUGCGAGCACGGAGUCGGUCCUACGACGAGCGGAAGUGGCGACCGGUCCGUGGAGGGCACUCAGCUUUUGAGAGCGGCGCAGGGAGUGGCUGCCGAGUCUUUGUCGGGAACCUGGCCUACAGUGUGACCUGGCAGGAGCUCAAGGACCACAUGCGGGAUGCCGGCCAAGUGAUGUUCUGCCAAAUCCUCAAGGAGCCCGGCACUGCGCUGCGUUCGAAGGGCUGCGCGCUGGUGGAGUACAGCACUCCCAAAGAGGCACGGAAGGCUAUCAACAUGAUGACCGACAGCGAGCUCCGAGGAAGGAGGAUAUGGGUGCGCGAAGACCGUGAGGAGUGA